AUGCCACAGUUCAGAUACUCAGAUCUCCCUCUGGGGGAUGACAGGACCCGCCUGCUUCGCUUGUUGCCGAACGAAGACAACACUGCCCCGAUAAAAUGUCAGCUCCUCAACUAUUCUCUCCAGAAGAAUAGAAAUGGAGUUCACCUGUACGACGCCUUAUCUUACGUGUGGGGUGACCCAGCCAGGCCACAGGUCAUCUAUAUAGAGGAUGGGGAGUUCAAGGUGAACCAGAAUCUCCAUUCGGCGCUUCGACGACUUCGUGAUCCUGCCUUCGAGCGGAUACUAUGGGUUGAUGCCAUUUGUAUCAACCAAGCCGACGAUAAAGAAAAGGAGCGACAGAUCCAGGUGAUGGGAAAGAUAUAUGCUAGAGCGAAUCAAGUGGUGGUCUGGCUUGGUGACGAGGCUGACAACAGUGGCAAAGCUAUGGAGGGCAUUCGUGUGAAGGCUGCAGACUCAUAUGGAGUAUCUGAGUAUGCAAAUGUAGGCAUACACGACGCAGAGAUCAGUAAGCUGUGUGAGAGACCGUGGUUUCGGCGUAUUUGGGUGGUUCAAGAAGUUGGCCUAGCCCGAGACAUUCGGGUUUUGUGUGGUUCUGCCGAAAUAAACGGGCAUGCAUUCGGCUUUGCCUUAAGAGGGGAUAAAAAUCCCGCCGUGCGCGCUAUGAGCCAUAAUAUCGGAGAAGCACUCUUUCGACGUCAAGAUGGGACAGAUAUGCGGAAAGAACUCUCCUUGGGUGAACUCAUAGAUGUAUAUCAUACCCACGACGCUACUCUUCGUCAUGAUAAGAUAUAUGCCCUCCUUGGAGUGAGCUCGGAUGGCUCGGGUGCAAAAGAUCUAUUACCAAACUAUGAACUUCCGUGGGAGGCACUCUUCGAACGGCUAAUCAAGCAUGUCCUGAGUGCACACGUGUCUGUCAGGAUUGGGCAAGAUAAAGACACCGCUGUGAUCCAGGCUAAGGGAUGGGUUCUGGGUCGAGUACAUGAAGUUCAAAGCAGUGUACGUAAUCGCCACACCCUAUCAAUUUAUUUCACUGGAGACGGCUUUUGGAUAGAGAGGUGGCAACGAGAAGGCCGGGAUACCCUAUGGACUGUCCGAGAUUCGGCCAAAGACGUCCGAAAAGGUGACAUUGUUUGUCAAUUACAGGGAGCACGCGAGCCGAUCAUUAUCAGACAUUGCCAGAUCGAAGACCUUUCCCCCUGA
Messenger RNA from Aspergillus pseudonomiae, 1200 nucleotides. RefSeq names its product HET domain-containing protein. The record is from RefSeq and is a predicted model, not a curated record. Bases 1 to 1200 code for a protein of 399 amino acids. Lineage: Eukaryota; Fungi; Ascomycota; Eurotiomycetes; Eurotiales; Aspergillaceae. The transcript is spliced from 3 exons.